Messenger RNA from Phytophthora infestans T30-4, 336 nucleotides. RefSeq lists its product as uncharacterized. The coding region runs from base 1 to 336 and encodes 111 amino acids. The record is from RefSeq and is a predicted model, not a curated record. The transcript is spliced from 2 exons. Lineage: Eukaryota; Oomycota; Peronosporomycetes; Peronosporales; Peronosporaceae.
AUGAUCAGGCAAAAGAUGGCCUCAUCAAUCAUCCUCGCGGCGCUCGAUGAAAAGAUUGCCGCAGAAGUGUACCUGCUGGACCAUCCGAUGGCAAUUUUGAGACACCUUCGCAUGACGUACAACGUCAAAUGCAGUGCUAGCGUUGGAGCUGCCAAGCGCGAGUAUAUCGGGCUGUACCUGGACGGUGACAAUUCGAUGAUCGACCACAUCAAGAACACGAGGCGUGUGAUCGACGAGCUGCAGGAGCAACGUUCUGGGACCUGCUUGGAAUGGCUUCGUUGGCGUGCUCGAGUCUUGCGCGACAUUCGAGCUCAUGAUCCAGCGUUGCCAGGCUGA